GACGACCUAAAAAUAUUAGUAUUAUUAAAUUAAAAAAAGAUUAGUUAGCAAUUAAUACAUGGAAUCUUGACAAUUUUUCUAUAAAAAUGGCGAAUUCUAAAUAUGAAUAUGUUAGAAAUUUUGAAAAACAUGAUAAGCUUCUCCCCAAUACAUGGAUAGUGAUACGAUUAGAUGGGAAUGGAUUUCAUAAAUUCUCUAAUAAACAUAACUUUGAGAAACCAAAUGAUAUUCGUGCACUUAAUCUUAUGAAUGAUGCGGCAACAAGCGUUUUUCUGAAAUUUCCAGAUAUUAUUUUAGCAUAUGGAAAUAGUGAUGAAUAUAGUUUUGUCUUUCGAAAAACUACUCAAUUGUAUGACCGCCGAGAAAGUAAACUUAUCACUUCUAUUGUAUCUUUUUUUACUUCAAAUUAUGUAUUUUUAUGGCCUAAUUAUUUUUUCGAUACUGUUUUAAGAUAUCCUCCAUCUUUUGAUGCUCGUAUUAUCCUUUAUCCAUCUACACAAAAUCUUAGAGAUUAUCUAAGUUGGAGACAAGUAGAUUGUCAUAUUAAUAAUCUUUAUAAUACUACUUUUUGGGCAUUAGUUCAAAAAGGUAAAUUAUCAACAACUGAUGCUGAAAAAAUGUUAAUAGUAUCUUUUUGAUACUCUUUUAAAGCACUUUUCUUAUAUAUUAUAGGGAACUUUAUCUAAAGAUAAGCAUGAACUACUUUUUAGUCGUUUUGGUAUAAACUAUAAUAAUGAAUACGAAAUCUUUAAAAAAGGCACUCUUCUUCUAAGAAAAGAUACUGAAAACCCAUCUGAUAAAGUAAAUGUAUAUCAUGUAGACAUCAUUAGCGAUA
Molecule: messenger RNA, 835 nt
Organism: Pneumocystis murina B123
Lineage: Eukaryota; Fungi; Ascomycota; Pneumocystomycetes; Pneumocystales; Pneumocystaceae
Exons: 2
Coding region: 87-638 (183 amino acids)
Biological process (GO): tRNA modification
Molecular function (GO): tRNA guanylyltransferase activity; magnesium ion binding
Source: RefSeq, a predicted model, not a curated record